AUGGCUGGGGGCCAGACUGCCUUCAUCAAACACCUCCGCCCCGUGAAUCUCAGCCGAACGGUUAUUCCGGGUUCUCAGAGUGGGGUCUUCCCUUCUACCGACGCCCACCCCCUACUGGACCAUCACCUCCAUUGCUGUCCCGGCGUCGCCUCCGACGUUGCCACCGCGGUUUCCUCUGUCGUUGGCCAUACGGGAGGCUUCUCAACGAUGGGUUUCCCAAGCCCUCACGGCGUCUGGUCCGCCGCCACAUACUCCUGCCAGCAUCUGCCCCCCAUUGGGUUUGGAGAACAGACAGAUGCCUCCAGCGUAACCUCUGGUCUCGUGUCCGCCCAUCACAGUCCCCAGGAGAAGUUGCGGUCCCCGUCGUCGAAGAAGGUGAAGUUUCUCUGCAGCUUCGGCGGCAAGAUCCUCCCGCGCCCCAGCGAUGGUGUUCUUCGCUACGUCGGUGGCCACACCCGCAUCAUCGCCCUCCACAGAGAUGCUUCAUUUCAGGAAGUCAUGUUGAAGAUGACCGAGGCAUUCGGCGGGCCUGCAGUUAUAAAAUACCAGCUCCCAGAUGAGGACCUGGAUGCCCUGGUGUCUGUCUCCUGCCCCGAGGAUUUCGAGAACAUGAUAGAGGAAUAUGACAAGCUCGUGGAGGCAUCGGCAGAGGGGUCAGCAAAGCUCCGGGUGUUCCUUUUAUCUCCCACUGAGCUGGAUAUUUCGGGUAUCAAUUUGGCUUCUGAUUUCGAUGACUCUGGACUGAGGUAUGCGGACUUGGUGAACAAUGGCACGGUAAGAGAGGUUCCAGGAAUCAAGAGGAAGGAGAGUUCAGGGAGCCUUUCAUCAACUCAGGCGUCUGACGGCGGGCCCGCUGAGCUUUCCGAAAACACAAAUGAAGGCACGUCAUUUUCGACUUCCUUUCCAACCAUGGGUUCGCCAAUGGCGUAUCCAGAUACUUCAACGAGUCCCAUGUUCUCAAUAUCACCAACGGCCACCGUAGCAUUGGAUGUACAAUGUGGUUCAGGUAUCAUCCCUCAGAGCCAAUCUUCAACUUGGGUGGAGCAGCCACUGCCUCCACCAGAUGGGACAAAUUAUUUGCCAUCUACAUUCAUUGACCCUCUUCAGGGUGGAUUUAACCAUGUUGAGCUCAUCCAUGAUUCCAGUCAAUUUCAAUAUAUAAGCCCCCAGUUAUUAGGGGCAGCUGGUAACCUUGUUUCUCCUCCACGGUAUCCAUAUCUCCCUGUUAUGCAUAUUACUGCAGCCAUGCCAGUUGCCCCAGUGGGUCGUGGGAAUCCAGUCAUGACUGGGGUAGAAACUUACUCUGACAAUGUUUGGGGAGGUGGGGCCACACAUAUCUCGGGUAAUCCAGCUUAUGUACCCAUUCAAGCACAGUCACAGCUCCCACCUUUUCCAUCCUCUUUGCUACAUCAGGUGCCACAACCAAGGAUACUGCCAGGGCAGACAUUGGGGUUCGAGGAUUCUUCUUUGGGUCUGAGAGCUUUGCCACACGCUCAUUCAGACAUUAUGAUGUAUCAGCACGAGAGUAAUCCCGAAAGAGGGGAACCAUUCCAGAGUCUCCAUCCUGAGUAUAUGGCAAGCUCACAUGUCCCUGUUAGAGUCGGAGCUGGAGCCGUUCCAGAUAAUGCAACAAUGCAUCAACAGGGAGCAUUUAGAUAUUCACAAGCUGUUGAAUCACUGCAGGAUAAUGAAGUUGGUCCCCGUGAAGCAGUGAGUCUUGAAAAAAAUAAGGUUCGCCGUCCAUUGUUAUUUAGCAUUGCCAGUGCUGUGCCGGCCUCUUAUGGGGAGUAUUUAAACAAUCGUACUCAGGCCUGGAAUGAGGACUUGUUGCAGCUGCAGCAGCCUCCAACUGCACAGCCACAAUACCCCCUUAAAGAACACCCUGUUUCCAUCAAUUCAGAUGCAAACAAUAUCACUUCGAAAAAGAAUGGAGUUACUCAGGAUUCAGAGCCCCCUGUCAGAGUCCCUGGAGUUGAAUUUUCAUAUGAUGAUGAUAAGCCUUUGAAAGGAAUUAAAGGAGCAUGUGACUUUAGCCAACCUGAAGCUCCUGAGCCAAAUAAUCUUCGAAUAUCGGGAUUUGAUUCCCAGGUUGACAAUUUUUUUCCUAUUGAUGGAACAAUACAAGGUCUCUGCAUGAGACGAUGUGAGAGAUCUGGAGUUAUCGAACCAUGGAUAUCAGUAGAUGACACUUAUCCCACUGCAGAUAGUGAAAUAAAGGCAGAUAACUUGUCAACAGUUAUAAAACCUCAGGAUAACAUUAGUCCAAGAAUCAGAGAGGCAGAUGCGUUUUUGGGCAAAGCUGUUGUUAGUCCUCAGAUGGCAAGUGAAACAUAUUCUUUCAAGCUGGUUGAUCUGGACACGUGCUUGAACUAUCCUCGAACUGAGGAUCCCAACAAGGUAUGCCCAGUACUUGGGAAACUUGAAUCACAAAACCGUAAUCCUGAAUUGUGCACUGAGCCACCAGUUCCUCGUGAACCAUUUCAUCAAGGAUCUAGUAUCAUCGUAGUCAGUGAUUGGUCUGAUGAAGCUUCACCAUUAUACAAUGGGGUUGCUGUGGGCAACGCUGUUGCCCCUUCAACCGAGACAGAAACAUUUUCCUUAUGCAGGGAUAACCAUGACGGAGAUGUUCAAGAGCCAGAUCCUUCAGAAUCACUUUUUAACAGCAUUGAACCAUGGAAAAUUAUGGACAGAUCUCCCUUGCUACCUGGCAGAGAUAUAAUUGCUCCUAGUGACUCGUUUAUUGAAAAAGACCCAGAGAAUAGUGGUGAGUCCAGCACAGGCGCAGGGUCAGAGGAAGAGAGCUAUCACCAUGAUAUAGACUCACUGAGUAAGAGCGCAUGCAAAAAUGUAAUUCAUCACGUGGAAGGUCAGGACUUGUCUUCUAAGUUGAUGAUAUAUUGAAGCUUAUUCUUCACCUUAUGUAAUAAUUUGCAUUUCUUUUUUUCCUUUGCUCCUUAUAGACACCCCUGAAGAGUUCAUCAAGCAAGAGUUGCUGGUUCUUGCUGAGGGUGUGGCAUCAUCUGUGCUCCAGCAAUCUAUUCCGCAGCAUGAACCUCUAGGCUAUGAAAAUGCUUCUUUUUAUGAAUCUAACAAUGAUGGAACAAUUCAGGGAACGCAUCUGGAUUCACAGACGUCAUCAUGUCUCGGUUAUUAUAAAGAAGAGGUGACUCAGGUUCUGUUUAUCCUUUUGCUCACUUUAAAAUUUAUUUUUAGUCUCUGAACGUGAAGUAUAUGGCCGUUCAGGACAUUGGAAUGUCACAUAAAUCGAGCCUUGAUUUUCCUGUUCUGGAAGACAUAGGGCGCCUUCAGGUUGUAGGCUUUUUUCUAUGACUCAAUGAAUCACUUAUAUUCCUCUUGUUAAUUGGUUUGAUUGCUCAUUGAUAUUUAUUUCGGUAUAGACAAUAAGAAACAGUGAUCUUGAAGAGUUGCAAGAAUUAGGUUCGGGGACCUUCGGGACGGUUUAUCAUGGAAAGUGGAGGGGUUCCGAUGUGGCAAUUAAGAGAAUCAAUGAUAGGUGUUUUUCUGGAAAGCAAUCUGAGCAAGAACGCUUGGCAAGUAUCAAGAAUCAUUUUCCCUUUAUUUUUAAUCUGAAUUACUCCAUUUUUUAAAAAAAAAUCUUCUUUAGGUGCCUGUGCUUAAAGUGCUCGCUUCCUUUUUACAGAGGGCUGACUUUUGGAAUGAAGCCUGCAAACUUGCUGACUUGCACCACCCGAAUGUUGUGGCAUUUUAUGGUGUUGUUCUAGACGGCCCCGGGGGAUCUGUUGCAACGAUAACUGAAUUUAUGGUCAAUGGAUCUCUUCGACAAGCUCUGCAGAGGAGUCAUAAGUAGGCCUUUCAUUCCCUUCCAUUUUAUUAGAUGAAAGGUGUCUUAUUACGAGAUUCAAUAAAAGGAGUGACAUUACCCUAAAUGUAUAAUGUCUCAUUUCUUUAGGACACUUGACCGGCGCAAACGUCUGCUUAUUGCUAUGGAUGUGGCAUUUGGUAUGGAGUACUUGCAUGGAAAAAAUAUUGUUCAUUUCGACUUAAAGAGCGACAACUUGCUCGUCAAUUUGAGGGAUCCUAAACGCCCCAUAUGCAAGGUAUUCAUGUUAGAAACGUUUCCAUCCACAUCCUCCAAACCUUGAAAUCGGCAUCUAUUGACAGAAGGAUUUAUUGUUUUUAAUCCAAUCACAUAUACGGAAUAAAUUCCGAGUUGAUGUUUUUUUAUUAACUCUUACCUGAAAUUUUCUUGGUCAAUUGCUUGAUGAAAUUUGUUUCUUCUCCUACUACUUGUGUUUUUCUUUCGUGAUAAUUUAUCAAGAAAGAAGAGGAAUCUUCCGAAAAUUUUCUUAUAACAAACGUUUAUGAUAUUCUCUUGGAUAAAUAUAAUGGCAUUAAUAUGCUCGAUUAUAGUAUCAUAUGCUCGUCUGCAUAUUUCAAGUGCUACUUUAUUGGAGAUAAUUUUUAGAUCAAAAUAGGAUGGGUCAUUAUCCUAUUUGUCUUCCUGAUAGUAUCCAAUGCGAUGGAACCUAUCUCUUUAUGCAUGUGUAAUGGGUUUCCCUCUUUCUGGAAUGCAUCCAUAUAUUCGGCAUCACCAGCAUGUGUAAGCCAGCUACUUCAUGUAUGCGAGGUCUCUGUUGCUUAGUCCCUAUGUCUCCUUUAUCUCUGUUGUCAGCGCAAAUAGAAGAUGGAGAGAUGGUGAGCCAGGCUACUGUCUUCCGUCAGCCUUCCUAGUCUUCAAUUUAUUCCUCUCCCCACUGCCUGCCUAUUAUAACACGACUUUGGGCAUCAAUAUGAUUUAUUUUAUUCUAUUUUGAGAGAAAAUUUUAAUCUCCCUUUUAUUUUCAGAUACUCUAUAUAAUAACCUUAUUUUACCAAACGGAAUAUAAAGAAGAGAAUUGGCCUGAAAGAUCGCAAAAUCUCUCUUCACUCUUUUCACUGUGCAACAGAGGGAUCUAUUGAUCUUGGAGCCAUGUGGAAUAGUAGGGGUGGGAGUUAUAUCACUCAAAUUUUUGGGGUUGUUCAUGUCAUAAAUACACUGAAAUAAAUUGAACAGGUGACCCAGUGAACGGUGGACCCAAAUCUUUACCCCUCACUUAUGUUCAUACUUUCCCAUGCUAUCAAUCAGGAUGGGGCCUACCCAUUGAAGAGGCACCUUGGAGGUACAAUUAGGGCAUUUCCUUCAUGCCAAGUGCCUGUAAGUCGGAGAAAAGAGUUUCUCACGCGCUAAGUCUGAAUCUGAUUGUAGAAAAUGAACUUGGUCAAUACAAGAUUAUGCUUUGAUUUAGGUCCUAUUUAAUGGUGAUUCUGGGUUUGCCGGAGGAAAUGAUUUGUGCUCUGUUAUCCAUCCGAGCUGGCCCAAGCUCGAGGAUGAAGAAGAUGAACCAAUGUCAAUACAGAUUUCUGGUACCUUGUCUGAUUUCAAGGGAAGAAUCUAGGGUUCCCCAUUGGAAUUGGAAGGAAGGAUCGCAUACUACUGCUGCUUACUUCAUUAGCUUUCAUGCUUUUUUUAUGUUUUCCCUGCAUAAGGAGGAGAAGAACCAAGGUGUUCUUCAAUCCGAAUAUUUAUUUACCAAUAUAGUAUUAAAUAUUGUCAACGCCUGUUUUUUCCCCGGACAAUCUGUUGAUUUCGAUAUCUAAUUCUGAUUCCACCGUCCAUGCCCAAUUCUGAUUAUUACUCGAUCGAAUUAGCCGUUGACUCCGCGGAAAAUGUAACAGAUUGACUUCUUCAAUUCAGUUUAUUGCAAGUUCGUCUUUUCAUACUUGCCCACACAGCAUGUUUCUGCCAGCAAGCGGCAAAAAGGUUGCCGCAGAUUUUUAUUUUUAUUUUUCUUAUCAGAAAACCGUGUUUUGACCUUGUAUCCUACUCGUUCAUGUGCAGGUCGGCGACCUUGGCUUGUCAAAGGUCAAACGCCGGACAUUAAUCUCCGGCGGCGUUCGAGGAACUCUUCCAUGGAUGGCCCCGGAGCUUCUCAACGGCAGUAGCAGCCUGGUCUCCGAGAAGGUCGACGUGUUCUCUUUCGCCAUCGUGAUGUGGGAGCUCCUCACCGGGGAAGAACCCUACGCCGACAUGCACUACGGCGCCAUCAUAGGUGCCCGGAUCAUCAUCUGCCCAGAUUAACAACCCUAAUCUCUCUCCUCUUCGUGCUAAUUUCGUGUCCCCUCCCCCCCCCCCGCCCGUUGACCUCAGGUGGGAUUGUGAGCAACACUCUGCGGCCGAAGAUUCCCGAAUCAUGUGACCCAGAAUGGAAAUCCCUGAUGGAGCGGUGUUGGUCUCCCGAGCCGUCGGAAAGGCCGGGCUUCGCCGAGAUCUCCAAGCAGCUACGAGCCAUGGCGGCUGCCAUCCCUCCGAAGGGGCAGCUCCAAGCAUAG
This is a messenger RNA of Spirodela intermedia, 6351 nucleotides long. Lineage: Eukaryota; Viridiplantae; Streptophyta; Magnoliopsida; Alismatales; Araceae. The record is from the annotation of a GenBank genome assembly.